Molecule: messenger RNA, 546 nt
Organism: Cokeromyces recurvatus
Lineage: Eukaryota; Fungi; Mucoromycota; Mucoromycetes; Mucorales; Mucoraceae
Product: DSS1/SEM1 family-domain-containing protein
Exons: 4
Coding region: 9-290 (93 amino acids)
Biological process (GO): double-strand break repair via homologous recombination; mRNA export from nucleus; proteasome assembly
Cellular component (GO): proteasome complex; proteasome regulatory particle, lid subcomplex
Source: RefSeq, a predicted model, not a curated record
CGCAUACAAUGUCAUCCUCUCAACAACAACAGCAACAGCAACAGCAACAGCAACAAAAAUUAACUGAGGAGCAAACAAAGAAAAAUUUAGCUCAACUAGGAGCUCUUGAAGAAGAUGAUGAAUUCGAGGAAUUUGCUGCUGAAGACUGGGGAGAAAAUGAAGAAGAUCAGAAUGAUGCCCAUUUUUGGGAAGAUAAUUGGGAUGAUGAUGAUAUUGAGGAUGAUUUUUCAAAGCAAUUACGUGCUGAACUUGAGAAAGAGGCAAACCAACCCCAACCUAUGAAGAUGUAAAUGUAAUAACUAUUAACAGCAAAAGCUAUCCAUUACAGAUUUCCUUUUCUAUACAUAGACUUGUAAAACAUAGAAAUAACAGUUAAUCUGCUGCGUUAUAUAUUUCCUUUUUUAUUUUCUCCCUGUCCUCGUCUUUAAAUAGAUAUAUAAAGUCAACUUUAUUGUAUAGGUUUUCAUUUAUUUAUUUACUUUAUACAAAUGAUUUGUUCGGUAAAACAAAUAUCUUUUUAACGAAAAAAAAAAAGAAAAAAAAAAA